CGAUUGAGCGGCAGCGGAGCUCGUGCCUCGUGAUUCCUCCGAUUCCUCCGAUUCUCCGAUUCGAUUCUCAGCUGCUGCCCGCCGCGUCUGCCGUUUCGUUGUCCCGACGUUUAUCCGACGUGAAAAUUAACAAGAAAUAAACCCGAAAAGGAAUCCCAGUGAGCGAUUGCGGCAAGUGCAGUUCAUUUUUCAGUGCAAUUAAAAUAGAGAUUUCUCCGGAUCCGUCAAGCUGAACGGAUGCGGCUCGUAAUGCCAAAGUCAAGCGUCAAACUAAUGUAUUUCCCCUAGUGCCAGUGUUCCCGUCGCUGUCAUCGCCUGCGCCAAGAAUUUAUGGAAUUUGGCAUUUUGUGAAUUUAGCGAAAAUAUUUUCAUUGAGUGCCCCCAGCAAAUGUUUUGUGUGCUAUGUCGUCUCUCUUGGCCUGGCAAUAAAAUUCACAAAAAGCAACGCGAAAAUCUCAAAUAUUCACGUGCGAAUUCCCCCCGCUUAUAAUUUUAAUUACUAUUCAAAUUAACGGCACAAAACAAACGGAUAACGACCCCAUUAAAGCAUCAGUUUUAAUCAACCCCACAAUAUAAAAGAAAAGCCAUGUCAGAUUUGUGAAAUUGUUGAAUUUUUUACAUAUUCCAAAAGUGCACCACACAUGAUAAAUAUCUUGGGAAAUAUUCAGUAAAUCUUGCGGUAUUAAAAACCUGGAAAAUCUUUGUGGAUUACACGACUUUCAAUCGCAUGCGAUGCUUCAACGGAAACGCGGAUGAGAAGCAAAACUGGAGUUCCAACGCCGAAGGGAGUGACAUGGAAUGGCGUGGAGUGAUGUGGAGUAGCCGUGUAAAAUAGAAAACAAACGCAGUAGCAAUCAACAAUCAGCAGUUCACAAUCCACAAUCCACAAUGUGGAAAUGAUAAUUGCAAUUGCCUGGCGGAGCAAACAAAGCAAAAACCAGUGAAGACGAGGGGCGUAAGGAAAGGCCAAGAUAGAAAAUACUCACGAACGGGAAUUGCGAAUUCAAAGAAAAAUAAGUUUGUGAACAAAAGAAACGAAAUAGCAACAGAAAGAGAGAGAAGAAAAGAGCCAAAUAGGAGCUGUGGCGGAAAAAAAAGAAAAAAAAAAAACAACAAAAGUUGAAACAAAAAAGACGAAAAGCAAUUAAAGCUCUGGAUACAAACGCGAUGGUGUUUUACAAUAUGUAAAUAUAAUUAGCCGAGCGGAGUUUUCAUUCCUGGAAUUUCGCCAGCCAACAACAAGACACGCCACCACCGGGACAGCUUUGAGUCGUCGAGAGCAGAUCAGAAAAGAGCGGAGCAGAGCCGGUUUUAUAAUUACACCAAGUUAGCUUUUCUCUCUCCGUAUAGCUAUCAAUCUCUGUGUCUUGACGAGCUUAACGGAAGCUCCAGCCGGGCCCAGAGGCCUAGGCGCAGCUUAAAGACGAUUCCAACUCCGAUUCUGAUCGGAUUCCGAUAGCCAUUGCCAUCCUGACAAUUGGUGAUUCCAAAUUCCAAAUCAAUUUGACACUCGAAUCGUUAAAAAAAAAAACUGUGAUAACUCUGUGCGUGUACCGUGUGUACUGUGACUGUGAGUCGCUUGUAUUGGUUUGUUGUGUGUGACUCGACGCAGUUGCAAUUGCGGUUGCGACAAUGGCAGUGUCCUGUCCCGAAGUUAUGUACGGUGCCUACUAUCCAUAUUUGUAUGGGCGCGCUGGACCAAGUCGUUCAUUCUAUCAGUAUGAGAGGUUCAAUCAGGAUUUGUACUCCUCGUCGGGCGUUAAUUUGGCCGCCUCAUCGAGUGCCUCUGGCAGCUCCCACUCACCCUGCAGUCCCAUUCUGCCGCCCUCGGUGAGCGCCAAUGCAGCUGCAGCGGCGGUUGCGGCCGCGGCGCACAAUAGUGCGGCAGCGGCUGUUGCCGUGGCAGCGAAUCAGGCGGGCACCUCCGGAUUGCAGCUGGGCGGUGGAGUUGGUGGCUCUGGCGGUGGUUUGCUGGGUAGCAACGUGCCCGGUAGCAGUAGUGUUGGUAGCAUCGGACUUGGCAUGAGUCCGGGUCUGAGUGGUGCUGCCGGACACUCGUUGCACAGUCGGACGCACACGCAUUCGCAUCCACAUUCGCAUCCGCAUCCGCAUCCGCACCCGCAGACCCACACACACUCACACCCGCACACGCAUACGCAUACGCAUCAAACCAAAGAAGAGGAUCUCAACGUGCCACGCAGCGAAGCUGAAGCACGCUUGGUGGGCUCCCAACAGCACCAGCAUCACAACGAAUCAUCCUGCUCCUCCGGCCCGGACUCGCCGCGCCACGUGCACGCGCACAGCCACUCGCUGCACGGCGGCGGUGCGCCAGUGGGUGCAUCAUCGACGGGCGGGACGGCCACGGGCGCCAUACCCAAGGAUCUGCCGACCCUGGAUGCUCCACAGCCGGUCGGCGGCAAUAGCCAGGGGCAAGCUCAGUAUCUGUCGGCCACCUGCGUUGUAUUCACCAACUACUCGGGCGACACGGCCAGCGUGGUCGAUGAGCAUUUCUCCCGCGCCCUCAACUACAACAACAAGGACACUAAAGAAAGCCAGAGCCCCAUGUCGACUCGCAACUUCCCACCAUCGUUCUGGAACAGCAAUUACGUGCACCCCAUACCCGCGCCCACACAUCCUCAGGUGACCGACUUGUAUGGCUCGGCGACGGACACUGGCUAUGCCACAGAUCCAUGGGUGCCGCAUGCAGCGGCAGCCCACUACGGUUCCUAUGCCCAUGCGGCGCAUGCGCACGCAGCCCACGCACACGCCUACCACCACAAUAUGGCCCAAUACGGUAGCCUGCUCAGGCUGCCCCAACAGUACGCGAGCCACGGUUCAAGACUCCACCACGACCAGCCAACGGCCCAUGCCCUCGAGUACUCGAGCUAUCCCACAAUGGCAGGUCUGGAGGCUCAAGUGCAGGAAACGUCGAAGGAUCUUUAUUGGUUCUAGGUGGACCGCAGAAUCGCCAGCAAAUGUAUAAACUCCGAUGGAAAGAAACCAACUCUCAAGAGUCCUUAAGAUCGGGGGGGGAGGAUAGCCAGACUAUCACUUCUCGGCUUGUCGAAUCGCUUCUUAAGCAACCUGUGCAGUCUGUGUUUCUGUGUGAGCAAAACAAUACAACAGGUUAUCGAAAUUUAAUUUAAUUUAAUCUUACCAUAAUGUUUAACGUUUAAAUAUAAUUCGUACAUUUUACACACACACCCAAACACACAUACACCAACAAAUUGUAAACAAUUUUUCGCGCAUUAAGCAUAGGGUUUUCAGAGUAAUUUGGUUUUGUAAGUUUAGCAUCCCAUAUCAGCAAGUUAGAACAUACAUACAUAUAUAUAGAUACAUACAGUAUAUAAAUAUAUAAUGCAUAUACACUCUAUACAUACAUAAAUAAAUUUACAAAAUACAUAUACAUACAUACAUAUACAUAUACUAUAUAUACGGGUGCAUUGGCACUCGAAGCCUGCGUUGAUAACAUUUAAUAAUCGACAUUUCUUGUAUAGUUAACGCGAACUUUCAAAUACACUUAAAGCCACAAAACAAAGUUAGAGUUUAUUUUUGUUUAAAACUACAAUUUUUUGCAAAUUUCAACAAAUUAGGUU
This is a messenger RNA of Drosophila obscura, 3596 nucleotides long. RefSeq names its product protein vestigial (gene vg). Bases 1633 to 2952 code for a protein of 439 amino acids. Gene Ontology annotation, biological process: regulation of transcription by RNA polymerase II. Gene Ontology annotation, cellular component: nucleus. The transcript is spliced from 8 exons. NCBI's taxonomy places the organism in Eukaryota, Metazoa, Arthropoda, Insecta, Diptera, Drosophilidae. The record is from RefSeq and is a predicted model, not a curated record.